CGGUGGUUAUAGAGUGGGAGGAAGGUGACAAAUAGUGACUGUCACUCAGCCUACUGUAGCCCGUCUGUGGAGGGGGGAGUGCCGUCACAACCAGUGAACCGGCAUACGAACGCGCUAGUUGGUUGCUCCCAGCUGACAAACAACUGACAACUGUCAGGGAGUGUGUGCCUUAACACGUGGAGGAGCAGAUCUUUCUUGGAUACACUAUGUUGUCUUUGGGAUAGUUGAAGAGUUGUUGAUUGCCAUCCACUUUCUCCAGCAUCCCGAUAUGUAGUCAGCAGCACAAGCAGAGUGUAUUUCUCCCGUUUUUGAACAAUUUUUCCUCUUAAAAAGCUCCCUCUACCUCUCGGGCUGGACUGCGGUGCAUUGACGUCGGCUCGCCCUCCCCUGCCCCCUCGCCCCCCAGCAAUGGCCUCACGCAUUGGUCUGCGGAUGCAGCUGAUGCGAGACCAGCUGCAGCAAGAGGAGCAGCGUGAGAGGCAGCAGAUACAGCAGCAUCUGCAGCAGAAUGCAGCCCUGCAAUACAUGCAGCAUUGCAUGGCUGGGCCACCUGCACCCACGCCAGCCAUUAGCACCCCACAGCAUCACCAAAGCAUGCAGGUCCCCGUGGAGGUUCUUAAGGUACAGACGCACCUCGAGAACCCUACAGACUACCACAUCCGUCAGUCUCGGAGGCAACAGGUGAAAGAAUUCCUGUCCACCACCUUUGCCACCAAACAGACGGUCCACGCAGUAGCAGGGCUGGUGCCGCCCUCUCCUCCCACAAACAUGGGACCUACAGGGGGUUCAGCGUCGGCCCCCCCACCCCUUCGCUCCCCACACAUGCGCACCGAGCAGCUCAUGUCUGGAAACAGUGCCCCCAACAGCCCCAUGGCCAUGCUCAACAUCAGCUCCAGCCACGAGACAGAGAUGGAUGAGGUCAUUGAUGACAUCAUCAGCAUGCAGUCCAAUUACGAUGAUAUUCAGGCAUACAUUGACCCUAUACAGAUGCCAAACACACUCCCCCUGUCUAGCAGUCACCUGGAUGUGUAUACAGGUCCGGGGAUGAAGGGCCCAGCCAUGGCUAUGACCAGCAACUCCUGUCCUGCCAACCUGAGCAUCAAACGAGAACUGACAGAAGUCCGUGCGAUGGCCAAGGAGAGACAGAAGAAAGACAACCACAAUCUGAUUGAAAGGAGGAGGAGAUUCAACAUCAAUGAUCGUAUCAAAGAGUUGGGCACCAUGAUCCCCAAAACCAAUGACCUUGAUGUGCGCUGGAACAAAGGCACUAUACUGCGGGCGUCUGUAGAGUACAUCAAACGCAUGCAGAAGGACGCGCAUAGAUCCAGAGAGGUGGAAAACAACUUCAAAAGGAUGGAAAUGGCCAACAAACAACUGAUGUUACGCAUCCAGGAGUUGGAGAUGCAGGCUCGUAUACAUGGCCUGCCCAGCCCCUCCCCCUCUGCCCUGAACCAGACUGACCUGAUGGCUUCUUAUAUAAAACAAGAGACCAGCCCAGAGGAAAACCUCUCUCACCAAAUGGCACAAGCCCACCACCAGCCCCAGCACCUACCCCAGAACCAGGCUCAUCCCCAGGCCCAGCAGCACCACUUCCUUCACCAGAACCACCUCCAUCCCCAGGGCCAGGUUCAGCAGCAGCCCAGGCAGCUGCCACCGCUCCCCCAACACCUGCAGCAGCCCCAGCCACCCAUCCAGUACCCAGCUGUAGGCAGCUCCCAGCCCUUUGACUUUACCCAGUCGCUGGACUUGUGUGAUGGGAUACCCGGCUUCUCAGACGGCAUGUCGGGGCUAGGCGACCUGGGUGGACUGGAUGUCCAGGGGAGGAGAGGCGAGCUGGGCUUCCUGAUGAUGGACGAGCCCUUGUCCCCUAUGGGAGGAGACCCACUGCUCUCUGCGAUGUCGCCCGAAGCCUCGGUCGACUCCAGCCGCAGAUCCAGCUUCAGCAUAGAGGAUGGAGACAUACUGUAGACACGUUCAUACAAACACAUACAUUCAGUCACACGAACGAAGGCAAAAUGUUAAACAACAUCAACAAGUGAUGGUACAUCGGCACAACACAUGUUAAACAACAUCAACAAGUGAUAGCACAUUCAACAGAAAGGAAACAGCAACCAGUUGUGACAUCAUUCACCCAGCACACACCAAUACACAUACUAUACACAUCACACUAUUUGAACACACACCCAUGACUCAUUUGUGGUACAAUUACCCCCCGCCUUUAACGGCACAAGCAAAAGAAGGAACACAGCCAAUAUUCUGUAUAGUGCAAACGUUUGCGCGCGCACACACACACACACACACACACACACACACACACACACACACACACACAAGCGCAGGUGAGAUAAACUAAGCAGCUUGAAAUUUUGCCCAACAGAGCAUUUACAAGGGGUGAAACAACACUGCCAGGUUAGGAGUUAUAUUGCACACUUGGCCUUGUUGCCAUAGAGGUGGCUCUGAAUCAUAAUUGAACAAGGGACAAAACCAGCAGUUAAUUAGAUGGAAGUUAUCAGAUACAAGGACAGCCAAGUGCAUUAUCUCACUUGAUAGAGGACAAGUUAUUUUCUCCGUACAUCAACCCUCUUUUAGUAACCAUAAAUGAUUGAAUGAAUGAUAGUGAAUAAAAUGGAAACAGCUUCUUGGUCCUGCAUGCAUAAUUUAUCUAAAGGGGAUGCAGUCCGGUCACAUUGUUCUCUUCCUCUAUCUGUUAUUCUAUUGUUGGCUUUUGCCUCUAGCACCAGCUAUUUGGUGUUCGACACAAAUCUGUGUUAGCCUGCUAAGCCCAAGUGAUUUCUUCAAGCAUCCACACUUUAGGAAACAUUUUAAAACUCACCGUAGAAGGCAGAUAAACCAGUUUUCAGCAAAGCCCCUUUCAUUUAUACAACCACCCCACUUCUGACUGUAAUUGUUGUCUUCUCACAAACACACACUUGCUGUCCCACAGUGUCUACACCUUUAACACUUGACACAGUCAUGACCUUUACUGUGGAGAGAAUAGAGAAAACAUUUAGAUGGUCUUCAGAAUACAGCGUGUCGUCCUCAACUGUGAGGUGUCAAAAUACUCAGGUACUGUAACAGAAUACACAAGCCGGAUCAUUUUUAAGCAGUAGCAGAUGUUAACCUGAACCGUGUCGGGCUCAUAACCCCUAUCAGUGUGCCUUUUCAUUUUUGCAGCUGCUGCUCCUCAAAGGCAUGUUAUUAUAGGUUGGAGAUCACCACCAGGUUUUAGAUUUAAUAUCAACUUCAAUUAUACCUGUAAAUGCUUUAGGGUUUGCUUCUGUACCAUCUAUACCAGUGUUGUUGCAGCAGAUGAACGUUUCAUUUUUUCUCUCCCUAAUUGUCUUGGUAGAACCCAGCUUGCUUGAGAGGCCUGGGUGAAGGAAAUAUAGAGUGACAGGGUUUAAUCCUGUAGAGAGAAAGAGAUAGUUUGUCUCAGCUGUCAGCAGAAGUUGUGUAAUCUCCUCUGUUAAAGCACAACAUCAAAACACACUUGCAUGCAUUCACACACUCUCACUCGGUUCACAAGCAGGCAUGCAUUAAAUGUUCAGAUGCUCACCCAAUAGUUUGCAAACAUGCAUUAUAGUGUUCACAUGCAUACAAAACAUACAGUGCAGCCUUGAGGCUGUUUUCAAAUCAGCAUGUUAACAAGUCUCCUGUGCUUCAGUCUCUCCCUGACGAGUCGAGUGAAGCUGCCGCCUGCAGAGGUAAAACUCAGGUCCACUUUUAGAACUGCCACCUAAAGGGAAUCUGUUGUCCCACUGGCUGCAGCUGCCACAGUGAUGUUGGGAAAGGCUGAGGUGGACCUGAGUCGUAUCUCUGCUGCGGUAGACCUGGGGCUUGGCUUUGAUUUGAUAUAGCUUAUGAUCAGUACUGAUUAGAGGUAGAAAAAAACUUUGAUGGUGAUUCUUUUUUUUUUUUUUGAUUAAAGAAGCGUUUGUUUUCUUUAUUAUAGUUUGUUGUUUAUUUUAUCUCCAAAAGCACUGGAAACUAUAUUAUUAUUUUGACUUUGUACAUGGAAGAAUUAUGGAAUACGAUUUAUUUCAGAUGUUAUAUGCCACUAAGCCACUUAAAUGUAUUUUAUUUGUAUUUGUUGUAUUAGUUGUAUUACAAUUUUAUUCCAAAACUACCCUUUUCUUCUCAGAGCCAUUUUCAGUAAGCACACUGUAAAGGCACACAAGCCACCAAUGUUUUAUUGAGGAAGAUUGGGGAGCCGUUUGUAAACUUCCAGAACUGACUUUAAAGAGAUAAUGAUGUACAUUUAUGAUGCCAUUUUUAUAUGAUUGGGUUUUUAUUUUUCUCUCUAUUUUAACUUUGAAUUUUUGGAGCCAGACCGAAGCUUGAUCAUUUGAUUUGAAUAAAUUCAAAUUGCUCAUUUUAUGAAUGUAAGCUUUACCAGUGGCUCUGGUCAGACUGAAGCAGGUCGCUAUGCUCCCUUCCUUCCUGACUUUGGUUUCCAUAGAGACUGGAAGAUGACUUCAAAUAAACUCUGAGCCGGGGAGUAUUGGUUGCCAUGGCAUGGUUUCACUGACUCUGCAUCAGUCACUGCCUUUCUGCCAGAGUUGUGCCUUUUCCCUAUCAGCCACAGUUUGACUUUUGUUGUACUUUCACCCAGCCAACACUCCAAAGAGCUGCUCAGGCCUCCUCUACUUUUCCACUAGAGGGCGCUCUGCAGAGCAAACUACACAGGGAAAAGUGGUUCUGAUUUUACUGAGAAUAUAAAAUGUUUUACCAGAAUCCAUUCAUUGGCUUUUAGUGUUUUUUAUUGUGUGACUUAAGAAAUCAGUGUGUGUGAAUGUGUGUUUGUGUGUAUGUGUGUGUGUUUUGUGUGUGUGUGCACAAGCGCUCUGAUAUUGAUUGGAUGGGGACAAAAACAUUGUCACAUUGAGGGGACACAACUUCCAUUUGGGGACAAAUACCUUAAAACCAUGUUAAAGUCUCCCUCCACUCAAACAUUUGAUUUGCUUUUCUUUUCUUUGAUGUCUGAGCUUCACUGUGCAGACAUACAAGGACAUUUGGUGCAGGAAUACACAUGCAUCUAAAUAAUUGUAA
Molecule: messenger RNA, 5049 nt
Organism: Anoplopoma fimbria (sablefish)
Lineage: Eukaryota; Metazoa; Chordata; Actinopteri; Perciformes; Anoplopomatidae
Gene: tfeb
Product: transcription factor EB
Exons: 12
Coding region: 409-1968 (519 amino acids)
Biological process (GO): regulation of transcription by RNA polymerase II; humoral immune response; positive regulation of DNA-templated transcription
Cellular component (GO): nucleus
Molecular function (GO): RNA polymerase II cis-regulatory region sequence-specific DNA binding; DNA-binding transcription factor activity, RNA polymerase II-specific; protein dimerization activity
Source: RefSeq, a predicted model, not a curated record